AUGGGAGCAGAAACUCAAGCGAAGACUAAGAUACCCAUUGUCUUGGGUGCAAUGACAUUCGGGAAACCUGGUGUCAUGCAAACCCGAGUCCACGAUAUUAAAGAUGUCUCUUCUAUGAUGGACUUCUUUCAGUCACAUGGUCAUAAUGAAAUAGAUACUGCCCGCGUCUACGGCAUGGGUUCAUCAGAAGAAUAUCUGGGACAACUCCAACCCCCAUAUACCGACCGUGGUAUCAUUAUGGCUACUAAACUCUAUCCUAACAACAUGACUGGAGUCAAGAUCACGCAUUCAGCGGAUGAUCUCAGACUUCACUUGGACAGAAGUUUGAAAGCUUUAGGUGUUGAAAAAGUGGACCUCUUUUAUUUGCAUGCACCAGACAGAAGUGUUUCCUAUGAGGAGACAUUUGGCAUGUGUGAUGUGUUAUUUAAGGAAGGAAAAUUCAAUAGGUUGGGUGUUAGUAAUUACAUGUCUUGGGAAGUUGCACAAAUCCAAGAAAUUUGCAUCAAAAACAACUGGGUCCGUCCUUCAGUAUACCAAGGUGUAUACAAUGCCAUUCAGCGCUCCAUCGAAUCGGAGCUCCUUUCAUGUCUUCAUAAAUACAACAUGUCUUUCUAUGCCUUCAACCCUAUCGCCGGCGGCUACCUCACUUCGCGCUACCAUCGCAACCAGGAAUCCGUCGAAGCAACUUCUCGUUUCGAUGAUUCGCAUAUGCAGGGUAAGAUGUAUAGGCAGAGAUACUGGAAUGAUACCAUGUUUGACGCCUUGGAUAUCAUCAGGGAAGCAGUGAAAAAGGAGGGAUUGACGGAGAGUGAAUGUGCAUUGAGAUGGUUGGUACAUCAUAGCGGGCUUGAGGCGGAGAGAGGAGACAAGAUUAUCAUAGGAGCAAGCAGCGCGAAACAUUUAAGAGAAAAUUUGGUGGAUCUGGAGAAAGGAUCAUUAUCGAAGGAGAUUCUUGAAGCGUUGGAUAAGGCGUGGGCUAAGACUAAGGCGGUGGCGGGUGCUUAUUUCCAUUAGGCAUGGGGAAAUUCAAAGUCAGCCCUGGUGAUUUUUAAGCCUGUAUGUUCUGCCCAAUCUUCCAGAUAGUUCAUUUCGAAAUAGCUUUGUUAUUCAUUCCUAUAAACGG
Molecule: messenger RNA, 1123 nt
Organism: Botrytis porri
Lineage: Eukaryota; Fungi; Ascomycota; Leotiomycetes; Helotiales; Sclerotiniaceae
Exons: 3
Coding region: 1-1014 (337 amino acids)
Source: RefSeq, a predicted model, not a curated record